AGCAAAAAGCCAGCGCCCCAGAACACGCUUAAGACAACGCCGAAUGAGGGGGAACGGGAAAUGCCGACCAAUUGCGCCGCGGCGGGCUGUGCUACUACCUACAACAAGCACAUUAACAUCAGCUUCCACAGGUUUCCUUUGGAUCCUAAAAGAAGAAAAGAAUGGGUUCGCCUGGUUAGGCGCAAAAAUUUUGUGCCAGGAAAACAUACUUUUCUUUGUUCAAAGCACUUUGAAGCCUCCUGUUUUGACCUAACAGGACAAACUCGACGACUUAAAAUGGAUGCUGUUCCAACCAUUUUUGAUUUUUGUACCCAUAUAAAGUCUAUGAAACUCAAGUCAAGGAAUCUUUUGAAGAGAAACAACAGUUGUACUCCAACCGGACCAUCUAAUUUAAAAUCAAACAUUAGUAGUCAGCAAGUCCUGCUUGAACACAGUUAUGCCUUUAGGAAUCCUAUGGAGGCAAAAAAGAGGAUAAUUAAACUGGAAAAAGAAAUAGCAAGCUUAAGAAGGAAAAUGAAAACUUGCCUACAAAAAGAACGCAGAGCAACUCGAAGAUGGAUCAAAGCCGCGUGCUUGGUGAAGAAUCUAGAAGCAAAUAACAUAUUACCUAAGGGCACAUCAGAACACAUUUUACCAACUGCCUUAAGCAGUCUUCAUUUGGAAGAUUUCAAGAUUCUUGAACAAGAUCAGCAAGAUAAAACAUUACCAAUUCUCUAAACCUAAGCAGACCAAAAGCACCUUCAUUUAAAGUUAAUCUGCAUAGAUCUUGAUGCCCAUCUUUAAUUUUGUUCAAAGAUAAAGAUAUGUAAGGAAAUUAUGCCAGAAUUGGGUAUUUAAGUUUUACUUGAAGCAGCACUAUUACUAUAUAAUUUAUGAAGACUUGAUUAUAAAAAAAUGGAAAACUUUCCAUGAAACUUUUAUUUGAAAAAGAAUGGAAGUGCCUUACAUGAGAAUUAACUACUUAAAAAUUUUUGCUAGGAAAUUGUAUGUUUGCAAGGUAUUUUGUGUUUUUGGUUUUUGAACUACUUUAAAGAAUGGUCUAUGACAAGUGAGGUGUUUAAUUUAUAUUAGAAAAUUUUUUUCCUGUGCCAAAGUUGGGAUAUUACAUUCUAAAUGAGAUGCAAAAUGGGAAUUAGCCAGCAUUUAAAUAUGAUUUUUAAACAGCUGGAUUUUGUUGUAAAUUAUUAUUAGCACUGUGAUUUGGAAAAUUUAUAGAAAAAACACCUGAGGUACAGGGCAAGUUCUUUUAUUUAAACCUUCCAUAUCUGUUUACCAGUAAAAAGUAAUCAUGGCCUCUCCCCUAAAAAUACUAGCUUUUAAAAUAGAUUGUAAAAUAUUUUGAAAAUAGUAUUUUUGAAUGUAAAGUAUCAUUGAUUCAUCCAAGCUAGGAAAGGCCUCAAGUACCUCAGACUGGUAAAAACUGGUAGUUGAUUAUUUUCAUUUUCUAAGAAAAUAUGUUGUGAAAUAACGUAGAGAUCAGGAUCUAGCUUUUACCUUAGUUAAACAACAAGAUAAAUGUGUACAAUUCUGUCAUAAUAAAAAUACUACAUUUACAGUUUAAAAAUUGAUGCAUUAAUAAGCAAGUAUGCUACAAAGUUCCAUGUCAGGAAUAACCCCCUGCCCCCAUGUAUGUUGGUACCAAACCUCAAGUUUUUUUCCAUAAACUCACAGUAGAAUUUAAUCUAGAAAAGUACAUCAUAAUUAUCUUCACAACUUGUAACUUAAAAUAGGAUCAAUUUAUCUUAUACGUCUUGCUUUUCAUCUCCUCCUUUAGUGAGAGUCAAAUAGAACAACUGUCCUCCAUAAGGAAAUGAAAUGCAGUUCUCUAUAAAAAUGCGUGUCUGAUAAAGCUAUGCAAGUGUUAAUUUUACAAAGUAAAGUAUCAGAACUAUUCCAUAGUUGUCACUUAACAAGUAAAGGGUUUGCCUUAUUUCACUAGUUAAAUGUCUAACAGGAACCUUUCCUUCAGUUUGGUCAUGUAAAAAUUAGAGCUUCAGAUACCACCAUAUGAAAGUACUAUAUACCUAAUCAAAAAUGGCUAUAAAUGAUUCCUGUAAGAUAAUGGCUACUUCAUGAUUUGAAGAUGGUUUUUUAGGGGAAUGGGGCUGGGAGGCCAGAGUUGCCAGCUGUUUGGAUUGCUUUUUUUUUUUUUUUAAUGACAUUUACUUAGGCUUUAGCAAGUUUUUACAGUAUCAGUGUCUGCCCUUUUAAUAAGGAAUGUCUCUUAAGCAACUAGAUUUCACAAAGGCAAAGGUAAGAAUAAUCUGGUUUAGUUAUCAUGAGGCACUUGCAACUUGCAACAAAUAUUUAUGAAAACCCUUUUAUGUAUAUUGUAAACCUUAUUAGUCAUUUUAUCUUAAUCUUAAAUUUUGGAUUAGCUCUUAGACUUAUCAUUACAUUCUUUUACCUGUAUGGCUUCAAAUGUCUUUUCACUGAUGUAUAAUCAUCAGCAAGUACUUACUGACCAUAUCUACAUUAUACCUCAAAAUAAAUUGGGCAAAUAAUCAUUUAAACAUCAA
Messenger RNA from Manis pentadactyla (Chinese pangolin), 2519 nucleotides. RefSeq names its product THAP domain containing 2 (gene THAP2). Lineage: Eukaryota; Metazoa; Chordata; Mammalia; Pholidota; Manidae. The coding region runs from base 61 to 717 and encodes 218 amino acids. The transcript has 3 exons. The record is from RefSeq and is a predicted model, not a curated record. Gene Ontology annotation, cellular component: nucleus.